ACGGGAUUGGUGGAGGUUGCGCCUACGCACUCGCUAAUUUAUGUCGAAUCGUCAACUAUUACAAUUUAUAAGGUUAUAUUAUAGCAUUUCACUUAUCUGUUUUAAAUAUUUGUUAUUUAAUAAUAUUACACAAUUUUUAACUGUGUAAUAUUAUUUUAUAAUUUACCGUAAUGGAUGCUCGAAGACGAGAUCGAGAACAAAUCGGUUUAUGUGGCGUUGACAGAGUUUGGGGUAAAUCACCUACACGAAUAGAAGAUUCUGACGAAGAAGAUGAAAUCAAAAAAUAUAAGGACGACAUACUCCCAAAAGAUAGAAAAAGAAAAUUAAAGGACAAGCAAAAGAAAAGCAAAAAGUUAAAAAAAGAGAAAAAAGCUAAGAAAGAAAAGAAGCAUAAACGUAAGAAAAAAAGAAAAGUCUCAGAUAGCAGUUCUGCAAGUGAUUCUGAAGAAAGUUUAGAAUGGGUAGAGAAGACAAUAGAAAAUAGUAAAGCAGAAACUAAGAAAGGAUCUAGUUCUGAUGAAAGUGGAAAUGAAGGUUUAGUUGGACCAAUGAAACCGAAACAACAACAUGUUGCUUUGUCUGCAAAAGAUUUUGGAAAAGCCUUGUUACCUGGAGAAGGUGCUGCAAUGGCAGCAUAUGUCGCAGAAGGUAAACGUAUACCUAGGAGAGGUGAGAUUGGUCUUACCUCUGAAGAGAUUGCAUCAUAUGAAUCUGUUGGCUAUGUCAUGAGUGGUAGCAGACAUCGACGUAUGGAGGCAGUCCGUAUUCGUAAAGAAAACCAAAUCUAUUCUGCUGAUGAAAAAAGAGCAUUGGCAAUGUUCAGCAAAGAAGAAAGACAGAAAAGAGAGAACCUUAUAUUACGACAAUUCAAAGAAAUGGUUAAUCAAAAACUUGCACAAGAACAAAAAAAUAAGUAAUUUGUUACUAUUUUUAAACAUUGCAGAUAAAACUAUUAAAAAUAUUUAUAUUACACAACUUGUGCUAGACAAUAUUCAUGUAUUAUAUAA
Molecule: messenger RNA, 1007 nt
Organism: Vespula pensylvanica (western yellowjacket)
Lineage: Eukaryota; Metazoa; Arthropoda; Insecta; Hymenoptera; Vespidae
Product: NKAP family protein CG6066
Exons: 4
Coding region: 171-917 (248 amino acids)
Biological process (GO): regulation of gene expression
Cellular component (GO): nucleus
Molecular function (GO): chromatin binding
Source: RefSeq, a predicted model, not a curated record